UCCUCUUACACUGUUGGUAGGAAUGCAGACGGGUACAGCUACACUGCAAAACAGUGUGGACAUUUCUCAGAAAGUUAAAGAUAGAACUACCCAGUGCGUCACAGCAGCUCCGGCGGUGGGAGGAGCAGAUGUGGACAGGCAGCCCAGGUUCAGGAAGGCUCUCGGAGUCCAGCAGCCUGCAGGCACCCAGCAUGCACUCGCCCCACCCCCACGAUGCCCAAAAGGAAGGUCAGCUCCACCAAGGGGGUGGAGAAGAAGGAGCCCAAUGGAAGGGCAGCGAGGUUGUCAGCUAAAUCUGCUCCUGCAAAAUUGGAAAUGAAAUCCAAAAAGGCAACAGGAAAGGAUAAAUCUUCAGACAAGAAAGUGCAAACAAAGGGGGAAGGCAAAGCAAAGAGAAAACAGGCUGAAGUGGCUAACCAAGAGACAAAAGAAGCCUUACCUGCAGAAAAUGGAGAAACUAAAAAUGAGGAGAGCCCAGCCUCUGAUGAAGCAGGAGAGAAGGAAGCCAAAUCUGAUUAAUAUCAUAUCCCAUGUCUUAUCAGUGUUCCCUGUCUCCCUCCUUGUACAAUCCAGAGGAAUAUUGUUAUCAACUAUUUUGUAAAUGCAAGUUUUUUAGUAGCUCUAGAAACAAGAAGGAGGGAACCCCACCUCACCUCAUUUUUUUAAGUGUAAAUGCUUUUUUUAAAGAAGUGAAAUAAUUUGCUAGUUAUUUUUUUGUACAACCAGAAAAUAGUGGGAUAUUGAAUAUGAGAGGAUUUGACUGUCUUGGGUGUCAGCUUAACAUUCCAUAGAUGGGGUAGUUUUUACAUUCUAUAAUACCAAGCAUACUAAAUGGCAAUUUGGAGUCAGUCGUGCAUUUAAUAUGUCUUGAACAUCUUAAAUUACUUCUAUUCCCAUGUUGUUUUUGGUAGAAUUGUUUCCUAAAGAAAACCACCCCUUGAUCUUGGCUCUCCCCGUCAGAAUCUGAUGCAUUCUGUAGCAUCUUUGUCAUGGUAGUCCAGUUUCCUAGUAACUUUGUUAACGUGCU
Molecule: messenger RNA, 1027 nt
Organism: Acinonyx jubatus (cheetah)
Lineage: Eukaryota; Metazoa; Chordata; Mammalia; Carnivora; Felidae
Product: non-histone chromosomal protein HMG-14-like
Exons: 1
Coding region: 214-519 (101 amino acids)
Biological process (GO): chromatin organization
Cellular component (GO): nucleus; chromatin
Molecular function (GO): nucleosomal DNA binding
Source: RefSeq, a predicted model, not a curated record